Messenger RNA from Nannochloropsis gaditana CCMP526, 204 nucleotides. RefSeq lists its product as uncharacterized. The transcript has 2 exons. The record is from RefSeq and is a predicted model, not a curated record. The coding region runs from base 1 to 204 and encodes 67 amino acids.
AUGUGUCCCCGUGUGCUUCUCGCAGCACGCAGCCAGCGACUUCGACCCCUCCUCUUUCUUCUACCUGCUCCCAAUCACCCUGCACGUCUUGGCCGGACUCUGGUUCUUCACAAGGCCUGCACUGACGUACGCAUGAACAACACGAGCCUGAUCGCUGUGAUCUACGCUAUUCUAGGCGUCUGUAUGGUACAGGUGGGUGCGUAG